AUGGCUGGCUCGUUUAACGGUCAUUGUCUAAUCAAGAACGUGGUCAUGUCCAAAGAAAUGGAGCGGUUCGCGCUGGAUACGUUCCGAACGGCCACUUCACAGUUUAGCAUGUCUAAAGAGAUGGCCACAGCGAUGAAACGAGCGUUUGACAGAAAAUACGGUCGAAAUUGGCAUUGUAUUGUUGGACGAGAUUAUGGCAGGUGA
Echinostoma caproni is the source of this 204-nucleotide messenger RNA. The record is from the annotation of a GenBank genome assembly. NCBI's taxonomy places the organism in Eukaryota, Metazoa, Platyhelminthes, Trematoda, Plagiorchiida, Echinostomatidae.